AUGUAUCGACAGGUGGUAGUACAUCCUGAAGAUGCACAUUUCCAAAGGAUUCUGUGGAGACAAAACGAAGGUGAGCCGGUAAAAGAAUACAAUCUUCAAACAGUAACAUAUGGCACUACUUGCGCUCCAUUCCUAGCCAUAAGGACUUUGAAACAACUAGCCAUAGAUGAACAGGGAAGGCAUCCAGUUGGGGCAGCAAAUCUUUUGAACAAUUUUUAUGUAGACGAUUUUAUGGGAGGGAGUGAUACGAUCGAGGAGGCAUUAGGUGUGAAAACAGAUUUAUGCAACUUAUUAGCAAGGGGAGGAAUCGAUUUAAGAAAGUGGGCAUCUAACUGUUCUGAGUUUUUACAGCAUAUUCCAGAAGAUAGUUUAGAAAUGUCAGCCUUAAGCCUUUCUGAAGAUAUGGCAGUAAAAACUCUUGGUCUGUACUGGAAUCCGUCUGGAGAUUUUUUCUUCUUUAGAGUCACAUUAGAAGAACAGAAAAUAGCUACUAAAAGGGUUGUUCUCUCUGAGAUUUCAAGGAUUUUUGAUCCAUUUGGAUGGGUGAGUCCUUCGAUAAUUAUGGCGAAAGUUUUAAUUCAGGAUUUGUAUAUAGCUGGGGUUUCUUGGGAUGAUCAGCUUCCACCUUCACUGAUGCAGAAAUGGUUAACUAUACGAAAAAAUCUAGGAUGCCUGGAAAACAUUUCUAUUCCUCGAUGGAUACGAACUGAAAAGGAAGGGUGUCGAAUACAAUUUCAUGGCUUCUCGGAUGCGUCAGAGCGUGCGUAUGCGGCAUGCAUCUAUAUAUCUAUUCACUCCAAGGGUAAAUGUUUUGUAUCCUUACUUGCAUCAAAAACCAAGGUUGCACCGGUUAAUCGUAUUAGUAUACCCAAAUUGGAACUUUGCGGGGCCCACCUCUUGGCCAAGCUUAUUGCAUCUGUGAAGAAAGGUAUGGGUUUGGGUGAUGUGGAAUGCUAUGCAUGGACAGAUUCACAAGUGGUUUUGGCAUGGCUUUCUCAACAUCCUUGUAAGUGGACAACUUUUGUGGGAAAUAGGACAUCAGAGAUUUUGGAAUUGGUUCCUAAAAGUCAAUGGAGGCAUGUCUCUUCUAAGCUCAACCCUGCGGAUUGUGCAUCGAGAGGACUUCAACCAAACCUAUUGCCCUCAUUUGACUUGUGGUGGCAAGGACCUGCAUUCUUACGGGACAUGGAAGCUAUUCAGAACAAAUUCAUUUUUAAAAAUACAGAAACUGAUCUUGAGAAAAGGAACAUCACACUUUCUUUAGCAACUACAGAAGCACCGCCUGAGAAUGAAAUUCUUCUUCGUUUUUCUUCACUUACAAGGCUUAAACGGAUAAUGGCUUGGUGUCGAAGAUUUAUUCACAAUGCAAAACUAAAGGGAGAAGAUGAGGGAAAAAGGGAAUUUGGACCACUUUCAACAAAUGAGCUGGAAGCUGAGCUAUGUUUUUGGAUAAGGGAAACCCAAAAUGCAGCAUUUUCAAUGGAAUUGAAUCGACUUAAACUUUCAAAACCGAUACGUAUUGAUAGCAAUCUGAAAUCUUUGGAUCCAUUUAUUGGAAAUGAUGAUUUACUUAGGGUUGGAGGUCGAAUUCAGAAGGGACAGUUUGGGUUUCAACAAAAACAUCCACCAAUUUUGCCUAAGGAAUCUCAUUUAACAACUCUUAUUCUUGCUUUUUAUCAUCAUAAGUACCUACACGGUGGACCCCAUCUCAUGCUAGGAGUUAUAAGGCAAAAUUAUUGGAUCUUGCAUCUAAAGGGAAAAGUUAGCAAAUACAUUCGAGGGUGUGUUAAGUGUCAGCGGUAUGCGGCUCGGCCGUUAGAACAACAAAUGGGUAAUUUGCCAAAGGUUCGACUAGAAAUGUGUAAGCCGUUUACGAACACAGGGGUGGAUUAUGCGGGGCCUUUAACCAUACAAACAUAUAAAGGCCGUGGAGCAAAGCAUCAAAAAUGUUAUGUGGCUCUUUUCAUCUGCUUGUCAACGCGAGCAAUUCAUUUGGAACUCGUCUCGGAUCUAACAUCGGAUGCUGCGAUUGCGGCUUUAAAAAGGUUUUUGUCAAUGAGAGGAUCUGUUAAAAGAAUUUUGAGUGACAAUGGGUCAAAUUUUAUUGGCGCAUCUCGGGAACUUAAAGCCAUUUAUAAAUUAUUUAACUCCAAUGAAAAUAUCCACAAAUAUGUAGCUGAAGAGGAAAUUUCUUGUGAGUUUAUACCUCCACAUGCGCCUCAUUUCGGAGGUGGUCCAACAAUGACAUUACCUGAGCAGAAUCUGUGCGAUGCGAAGAUAAAUACACUUUCUCGUUGGCAGUACACACAACGUCUUCAACAAGAGUUUUGGCGAAGGUGGCAACGCGAAUACCUUCACCAACUACAACAAAGAACGAAAUGGACCUUGAAGAAACGUAACAUGGAGCUCAACGAUUUAGUCCUGGUUCUGGACAACAAUCUUCCACCAAGCAAAUGGCUAAUGGGUCGAGUCAUAAAUCUUUUUCCUGGUGCAGAUGGCCUUAUUCGAGUUGUUGAGAUACGAACAAAAUCUGGUGUAAUGAGACGUGACAUCACUAAACUUGCAUUACUUCUACCGAACGACGAUUAA
Eupeodes corollae is the source of this 2589-nucleotide messenger RNA. RefSeq lists its product as uncharacterized. The record is from RefSeq and is a predicted model, not a curated record. The transcript has 2 exons. Gene Ontology annotation, biological process: DNA integration. Gene Ontology annotation, molecular function: nucleic acid binding. The coding region runs from base 1 to 2589 and encodes 862 amino acids. Lineage: Eukaryota; Metazoa; Arthropoda; Insecta; Diptera; Syrphidae.